Malus domestica (apple) is the source of this 1561-nucleotide messenger RNA. RefSeq names its product bZIP transcription factor 12-like. Gene Ontology annotation, cellular component: nucleus. Gene Ontology annotation, molecular function: DNA-binding transcription factor activity. NCBI's taxonomy places the organism in Eukaryota, Viridiplantae, Streptophyta, Magnoliopsida, Rosales, Rosaceae. The record is from RefSeq and is a predicted model, not a curated record. Gene Ontology annotation, biological process: positive regulation of DNA-templated transcription.
UGCAGGUGGGAGGAAAGGAAACACACAGAGAGAGUAGAGCCUACGGCAUCACGACUUUUGGUUCGUUUUGUUUGUUGGUUUUGGAAGGAAUUCCAAAGCAGUUUAAUUAUAAUUAUUUUUAAUUAAAAAAAGAUUCAUCGGAAUUCUUCGUCGAAGAAGAAAAAGAAAUCAGGUGAAGAAUCAAAUCAGAGGGCUGGAAAUCCGGGGGAGAGUUGCGAGGAUGAUGGCGACGUCUUCGAAAAUGGCGGUGGUUUCAACCGCGAAUUCGGAUCUGCCGCGGAGGGAGUCGUCUAUAUGUUCACUCUCCACUUUUCUGGCCGACGACGACGACAACCGUCACCACAAGCACCAAUCCAUGACCAUGGACGACAUCCUCAGGAACAUCUACAGCUCCACCGGGACUGGCACCGGAAAUGACAUGCACGACAACGGUCACCAUCAACAACUUCAUCAUCACGCCGAGGCCAGGUCCGUCGACGAGGUCUGGAAGGAGAUCGUCGCCGGAGGAGCUGGAGUGGGAGUGGGAGAGGAGGAGGUGGGAGUGGCGGAGGGAGAUGGCGGGGAUCAGGUGCGGGGAGGAGAGGGAGGAGGUGGUGGUGGGGGUGGGAUGGAGGAGAUGACCUUGGAGGACUUUCUCACCAGGGCUGGGGCCGUGAGGGAAGAGGACGUCAGCGUGAAUGCCGGCGGAGUUCCGAUUGGGUACGGGCAGUUCCAGGUGCAGCCUCCUCCUCCACCUCCGGCUGCUCAGGGUCAGCUGGUGUACGCGAACGGGACAACAAGUGCCAGCGGAGGCGGAGGUGGUGGUGGUGGAGGAGGGAGGGCUGGGAAGAGGAGAGCCGUGCAGGAAGCUCCACUCGAUAAGGCAACGCAGCAGAAGCAGAGGAGGAUGAUCAAGAACAGAGAGUCCGCUGCCCGGUCCAGGGAACGGAAGCAGGCUUACACCGUAGAGCUCGAAUCUCUGGUAACGCAGCUGGAGGAGGAAAAUGCGCGGCUCCUCAGACAACAGGCUGAGCAAAAGAAGGCGAGGUUUAAGCAGCUCAUGGAGAACCUCAUUCCUGUUGUAGAGAAGCGGAGGCCACCACAUGUUCUUCGGAGAGUACAUUCGGUGCACUGGUAGAUGCGGUACCAACCGUGUGGUCUGCGGUUAUACAUAAAAGGAGUUUGGUAGAUAAAUACUUAAAGAAGGAAAACAGAUGAAGGGUCGAUUAGCUGUUGGUUAAUCUUUUGGUAGUCGGAGCGGAUUUUGUAAAGAGAAGCAGGUACAGCUGAAGCUUUGGAUCAAUUUCAAUACAAGUAACUGGAUGCUCUCAGUUGACGGCUUGUGGGAGAUCCUUUUCAAACACUUGACAGGUUCAUUGUAAUUAGUAUUUGUAGAAAAUAACCUCAUUUACAGAAAGCCCGGUUGCCCUUCAUGCCGGUUGAAGGGCAAGCCGAUAGAGCUAGACGACGGACUAAUUUAUACUAAUGUUGCUGUUUACUCUUAAAUGAUAUGCUCGAGUGAGGAACCAUAUGGUACAUGAUACUAAAACCCGUUCACGAUUUGAUUUUCGAAUUUGGUUUA